Messenger RNA from Thlaspi arvense, 1146 nucleotides. The record is from the annotation of a GenBank genome assembly. NCBI's taxonomy places the organism in Eukaryota, Viridiplantae, Streptophyta, Magnoliopsida, Brassicales, Brassicaceae.
UGAUUUCGUAAAUAAUCUAUUCCAAACAUGCUUUUCUGCUAAUAAUUUCUUUGUAUUUUAUAUAAGCAAAAACGUAAAUCUGGAGAUCUUGCGUUUUUGCAAUUUUUCCGCAUAUUUUUUUUAUUAGUAAAAUUUUUGAGUUUUUAUGUUUUCCACCAUUACAGCAUUCAACAAGUGUUACCAAUACCAUUCAACCCCUUUGUCUAAAUAUCAGGACAAUAAAGGGAAGAGGAGUUUACCCUGGCGGAUGAUUAUGCGCAGCGGUGAGAAUCGAUCGCCUGAGAUUUCGGUGACGGAGGCAGAGAAAUCGUAAUCCGGUGGUGAGAAACAAACUACGAGGCUGAUUUUACCCUGACGGAUGAUUAUGCGCAGCGGUGAGAAUCGAUGGCCGGAGAUAGAGAUAUCAGAUCCGCGUGAUGCUAUCAUAGUUUUGAAACUGUGUUUAAACAGACACACAUAUAACAAAGUCAGAGGAAGUUGAAGAAGAAGAGAAGGGAAAUCUUCAACACAAACAAAAAUCUGAUUGCAAGAAGAGAAUUCAAUCAACUUAGAUAUCUCACUGUUCGUCUUCUAUCUAUCCAUCAACAUUGUGUAGUGCCUUUAUGAGAUCCAACAAUGAACCAGAGAACACGUCAAAUAUCAUCGGUUAUCUCUCGUUGAUGCAAGACCAUAGUGACCGUGACAUGAUCCGUCUCGCCUUCUGUCUAGAUUCCGUGAUGCGUUCCAUGAUCAACUGUGUUACACGAAGAGAAAUAGAAGAUCUGAGAAGAAGGACAUUGUUUAUUAUCUAUGAAAUUGUUGUGGCGUGUAGUUUUGUAUACGGAAGUGCAAAAGCCAAAGAAAUCAAGCAAGAAAGCGGCUCAAAGGAACACAAGAAGAGCAUAAACAACAGCAACAUGGAGACACCGAAGAUUGAUCCCUUGCUAUCAAUCAAUGCCGUUAAACCAUUAAUUUAACUAUUCCUUACAGUAGAUGAUUUCGAACAACUUUACCAUGACCCUUCUUAAUUUAACUAAUAGCUGAGUUGUUUUUAAAUUUUGUUUCUCUUUGAUCAUAUCUAUUUAUAACAACCAUUACAAAUAAUAAUAAUAAAAACAAAAAUAUAUUAGAAAAUGUGUUUAACUUUAAAUAAAAAAACCUCAAAGA